CAGUGUUCAAGGGGAUUUAGUGAUGACUGAAUCUUUGAAAAGUUUUUGCUUGGCUUUAGAACCAGUGUUGAGAAGAGUGGUGCAAGAGGAGGUGGAACGUGGACUUGUUCAUUGUGCAAUCUUGUUUCCAAGACAAUUACAAGCAGUAGAGACUCCAAGCUUGAAACUCACAUUCAUGCAACAACCUUCACUUCCAAUUUUCACUUCCAACAAGAUUGAAGAUGAACAAGGAAACAAUCUCCAAAUUCAACUAAUUGGCACCAAAAAUGGACAACAAUAUCCACCUCAAAUUUCUUCUUCAAUAAAAAUUGAACUUGUAGUCAUUAAUGGAGAUUUUCCAGGAGAAAGAGAGGACUGGAAUGCAAAUGAGUUCAAUGAUAAUAUAAUUAGAGAAAGGGAAGGCAAAAGGCCAUUGCUCAUUGGUGAUGUUAAUCUGGUUCUAAAAGACCAUGCAACUGCUAUUUCUAUUCAAGAACUCAUUUUCACUGAUAACUCAAGUUGGACUCGAAGCCGGAAAUUUCGAAUCGGAGCAAGGGUCUUGCCGGAGAGUUAUUCCGGUCCGAGGAUUAAGGAAGCUAUAACCAGAGGUUUCACUGUUAGAGAUCAUCGCGGAGAAUUGUAUAAAAAGAGAUACCCUCCUCGACUAGGAGACGAAGUAUGGAGGCUGGAAAAGAUAGGAAAAUAUGGAGCCUACUGCAGGAAGCUCUCGGCAGCAAACAUCAACACUGUUCAAGACUUUUUGAAGCUAUCAGUCAUCGAUGAAAAUCGCCUCCGAAUGAUACUUGGAAUGGCAAUGUCUGACAAAAUGUGGGAAGCAACCAUCAAACAUGCAAGGACCUGCAGAUUAGGGGAGAAGCACUACUUUUAUAGAGGUUCUUGUUUCGACAUCAUCAUCAACCCUAUAUGCGAAAUUCAAGGGGUUUUCAUCAAUGGCUUAAUCUACAAAAUAGAAGAACUAAUUCCACAACAAAGAGCAAAUGCACAAAUCAUGGCUUAUGAGGCAUACCUGAACUGGGACAAGGUUGAAGAAGCCGAUAGUUUCUUUUCAGGAGCUGAUGCUGCUCCUAUUCCAAGUAGUAAGAAUAAUGCUCUUAUUCCAACUCAUCCAUAACCAUUACUUUCUUUUCCUGAGAACACCAAACCUAGUGUCUUUGUAUUACAGGUGAGGCAAUAACACAAGGAUUAGUAGCAACAACACCAUCGGCGUGGUAUCCAGGUAAUCCGGGGAUUGGCAGUGCAUCGGAGUUUCAGAUAGGGCUCGAAGAUGUUCAACUACUUGACACAAAUUUCAGCUUAGAUGCAAACAUUGGAUCACAAACACAUCCUGAUUGAGAACACAUAAAGUAUUGUAACUAGUGUAAAUAGAUGGCUUGAAUCCUGCUUAGGAUUUCAUCUAGUGCAAGAAAUUCUUUGUAGUCGUAUGCAAAUUGUAAUGCCAUGUAAAACAAUGGUAGUAAUUAUUCAUGGCUGCCAAUAUGGGAGUACAAAUAGCAUGAUGGUUAAUUUAAUUGAAAAAAAUGCACAUUCACUCGAGAAGAUAAACACUAAGUAUCACAGAUAAGAGUGAUUGUAUAAAGGUACAUUGAAAUAAAAGAUCA
Molecule: messenger RNA, 1598 nt
Organism: Dioscorea cayenensis subsp. rotundata (Guinea yam)
Lineage: Eukaryota; Viridiplantae; Streptophyta; Magnoliopsida; Dioscoreales; Dioscoreaceae
Product: protein SAR DEFICIENT 1-like
Exons: 6
Coding region: 23-1111 (362 amino acids)
Biological process (GO): regulation of salicylic acid biosynthetic process
Cellular component (GO): nucleus
Molecular function (GO): sequence-specific DNA binding; DNA-binding transcription factor activity; calmodulin binding
Source: RefSeq, a predicted model, not a curated record